AUGAUGGACAAUAACUCAGAUGGAAGGUGGCUGGAGAUCGAACGAAUCCUUUUCGACGAGAGUCAACUCCUGUAUGCUCGAGGGCGUGCAAUCUCAAAGGCCAUGGCCUUUUGCUGUAAGCUCAACACGUCUUUGUCGAUCAUUUGUGGCUGCGAAAAAGAGACGGUCAGGGCGCAAAGAUGCGGGGCAGCGUCGAGUCGAGCGACUGGGUAUGUUGCACUUGUCAACAAAAAGCUGCAGGGAAGCGAGCGGAUUAUGAAUCUGGAGGCUCGGACGAUGCUUUUUGGUUUUGUUGGUCCGAAUGUUGCUUGUGUUCAAGUGCCAUCGUGCAUUCGGCUUGUUUUUCCAGCUAAAACGAGGCUUACGUUGAGUCAUGGGUGCAUCGACAUACCUAUUGUCAAAGCCCCGGCGAAGCUUCUGGAAGGCUUUUGA
Messenger RNA from Peronospora matthiolae, 432 nucleotides. NCBI's taxonomy places the organism in Eukaryota, Oomycota, Peronosporomycetes, Peronosporales, Peronosporaceae. The record is from the annotation of a GenBank genome assembly.